Messenger RNA from Perca fluviatilis (European perch), 3813 nucleotides. RefSeq names its product tumor necrosis factor, alpha-induced protein 8-like 1 (gene tnfaip8l1). Bases 351 to 911 code for a protein of 186 amino acids. The transcript has 3 exons. Gene Ontology annotation, biological process: regulation of apoptotic process. Gene Ontology annotation, cellular component: cytoplasm. NCBI's taxonomy places the organism in Eukaryota, Metazoa, Chordata, Actinopteri, Perciformes, Percidae. The record is from RefSeq and is a predicted model, not a curated record.
GAAACUUUUUUUUUUUACGAGUAGGAGGAGGACUCGGGUUACAAAUAACUCUUGUAACCGAUCUCACUGCAGCCGAGAGAAGAAAACACUCUUUCAAUUAUUUACACAUCUGUGUCUGAUACCCCGGUUACAAACUUACAGAACAAGAAGGAGCUGCGAGGGGAGGACGGGUUUCUUUAUCGCACAAACAGCGGAGCUCCAACAAAACAAGCGAACAAACAAAACAUGCUGUGAAUGGACUUUUCCCUGCGCUGCCAGGAUGAAGACUUGAGAUAUUUAGUUCAGAUUAACUUGUCAUCUCGUUGGCUGACCACUCCUGUGUCCCGCUGAGGUGAGAGAAAGACUUGACCAUGGACUCCUUCAGCACCAAGAGCUUAGCCCUGCAGGCGCAGAAGAAGCUGAUGAGCAAGAUGGCCACCAAGAGCAUGGCCAACCUCUUCAUCGAUGACACCAGCAGCGAAGUGUUGGACGAGCUCUACCGUGUCACCAAGGAGUACACCCGCAACCGCAAAGAGUCGCAGAAGAUCAUCAAGAACUUGAUCAAGAUGGUGGUGAAGCUGGGAGUGCUCUACAGAAACAACCAGUUCAACAGUGAGGAGCUGAUCCUGGUGGAGAACUUCAGGAAGAAAGUCCACACUCUGGCCAUGACGGCGGUCAGUUUCCACCAGAUUGAGUUCACCUUUGACCGGCGCGUCAUGAGCGCUAUUUUGAAUGAUUGCCGUGAGCUGCUGCACCAGGCCAUCAAACGCCACCUGACAGCCAAGAGCCACUCGCGAGUCAACCACGUGUUCAAUCACUUCGCUGACUGUGACUUCCUGGCGUGUCUCUACGGGCCCUCGGAUGUUUACCGUGCCCACCUGCAGAGGAUCUGUAACGGGGUCAACAAGAUGCUUGAUGAAGGGAACCUCUGACCUCCACUGGCCUCGUCAUCAGGCACCUUCACCUCUAGUCACCCCUCAUGUACCAUCUUGCAAUAUUUCUUUUUAAGGUGACAUGAACGUUUAUGUUUUCCAUUUGUUGCUUUAUGUUUGUGUGCCUUUUUUAGCCAUUACUGUAACACUGAAAGAAUCUCGGCUAGUUAGUCCAAAGUCUGUUUCUUCUCCAGUCUGACUUUUUGUUAUUUCACAGUAAACCCAGCAGAUGUUUUAUUUUAUUAUUUUUAUUGAAUUUAAAACUUCAUGCUCUUAUCAGUAUAUAUUUAGGGAUAGGAGCCUUGACAACUGUGCCUUGAAAAAACAUUUUUGUCUUCAUUCCAAGGGCACUAUGCUUGCUCUUUCAAAAAGACAUGAAUCAGGCACAUGCCUUCAGUCAUAUCUCUAUGAGGAGCUUUUAAUGGACCAAAAUGGUUUUGGGGGCACCAGGAGAGGUGAAAAAAAAGAAGUGAAUUUCCAUCUUUUCCAAAUACCCAAGGACAUAAAGAAGUGAUAUUUUGUUUGUUUUUUCCAAAAGUAGUAUUGCACUCAAUUCUGAACAAGCGCUGUACUGUACUUUCCUGCAAUAAUGAAACCAUGUGAAAAACUGCAGUUGAGUAAUCCUGCUUAGCCUGCAUUUUACAGCUUUCACCAUAAUGCACUGAACUCCACUUUGUAGAGAGGCCAGGCCUUUUGUUAGAAGGCACCUAUAAACCCAGUUUUUACUUUUUAUAGUCUGGUUUAUAGCCACGACAACAAAGACGACAUAUUUGGGUCAUAGGGGGACCAUAAACAUGAAGGAAUUUGAUUGUGCUGUGUAUUGUUAAAUGUGUUGCAGGCUAUAUGCUCAUCUGCUCAGCAAACUUCAAGAUUGUGUCUAUAAAUGUCAUAAUCACAGCAGGGAAGUAGCACAAUGUGGCACCAGCUGCAAAGGUUGCUCUGGAAUUUUUUCAGAGCGGAAUAAAGCGCGAUCACGGUUGAAGUCAUAAUAGAUGUUGGAGCCCAGGGUCAGUUGUGUUUCAGAUUUACCGGUAUUGCCUCAGGUUUAUCCAAAAAGCACUAAAACUCUGGUUUGAAUUCUGACAGAUUUGAACUAAAACGACUCCCUAUGAGCAGUCAGAUGAAAGCCUGGAUGAAAAACUGCAGCUCUGUCUAUGAAAAGGGCCAGGCAGGGUAUAGAGAUUAGAGCAGAGACAAACACAGUACCUGAUUGUACUCUCCCACUGCAAUUACAGUUCCGCACUCUGGGGUGGCAUAAUGGCCCGGAGCCUGCCUCUGUCGAGCAGCCACUCCAUUUUACCACACAGCAGCCAAUGUGAUGGAGAUAACCAUCUCUGUUUGCGCAAUGCAAGUCCUUUUAAUGGAGUGAAAAAUGUUGUUGUUGUUGCUUCCUAAUAAAGGAGAAUAUGAAUAGUUACUACUAUACCUCCCAUCCGAACCUCACAGAAUAGCUGUUUUUCCUUUUUGUCUAUGUGUUUUUGUAUCGCUGAGCCUUUCUGGGAGAUUGUUUUGUGCUGCGGACUCAUUUUGUAUUCUGUGUGAGAGUGUGAGUGUUUGUGUGCGUACCUGUGAGAGAAUUGGAAAUUGAGCCGUGUAAUAAGCGCUGUGCUUUUCCAGAUAGGAUUGCUGAAACUUUAACUUCAUCCACAGCAGCUCUGCCAAAGAAACAAAGAGCGAUGUUCCUCAAAAUGCAAUCGUUCUUCCAGAGGAACAUUUCAGAUAAGAGUAUGCACUUGAUAAUUAUAACUCUGGUAACGAUGAUAAUGAAGACAAAGCUGGUGGCUGGUGUGGUUUCGGCCCUUUUUUCUUUAUUCACAUUUUUUAUUCUUAGAUGACUUCCUGAGUAUAUUCUCUUUUGUUAGACCCAAUUGACUCUCACUGCAUCAUUUUGGGAUGCCUCGAAGUCAGUCAUUUUCCCUAAAUCCCCCCAAAGCAGUUGACUUUAAUUCUCUUUGGAUGCCAUUUUCUCCAAUCCCUCCACAUCUCAGGGUUAGUUUGAAUCUCCCUCGGUUUUAAAUUCAUGACACACUAAGUACAAAUCGCCACGGAUCUCUGCAACAGCCUCACUUAUUUUACUAAGUCCCACAACUAAGCAUACUUAUCAUGUUGCAUUUCUACUAUUGUAAAUUGUGAAUCAUUUUUAUUUUCACUUAUGUACAUAUUGUUUUUGUGUCCCUGUAUUGUAUCCAGACGCAACAAAUAUAAUACAAUUUACUUUUUUUAAAGAAUACAUUUCUUGUCCUUUUUUGCUCCUCAAUCAAGUACAGAGCAUCUUCCCAUCAGUAUGUCGGAUGGUGGAAUUUUCCAGGCCAGAUCAGAGGGUAAUCUGACCAUGUCUGACCUGGAUUUAGUCGACCAAAUCCCUUUCCUCCUGCUCCCGGCAUUGUUAGGAAGCCAUGAAAGCAAACACAAACCCAUCUGACUGACAAACAAUUGAACUUUGGGUCGUUUCUUUCCACUUCCUGCAGGCCCACGCCACGGUCAAAGGUAGAACAGGAUAUUAGUAAGAUGGAAAGACUUCUUGCUUCUGUUUUUGGAAACCUCAACACUCAGCUGCAGUUUAAUUUCAAGUGUUGCAUGAGUACCACUCCCCCGGUUUGGGUUUAAUCUAUCAUUAACUUUGCCACUUUUCAGACUUGGGAAUGAUAAUUUGGUCUGUAGCACGUCUGCAGAUCCUCCUGCAGCACAGCCUGAAAGGCUACUGCAGUACCAAGUGCCCAAUUAUCAUCUAAUGGUCAUGCAUUUUUUUUUUUUUUUUUGUGAAUGCACCCUUGAGUUCAGAGAGUAAUGCUAUGACUAAUCUGGGAUGUGAGUACAGUCACGUCUUAUUGUCUCUAUGUGUACAUCUAUCUCUUCUUAUUUGACUGCGAUGUCAAAUAAAGCAAAAACGUCCUGACCUCAA